AUGGCGAGAGUAGGGUUUACAAGAAGCUUUGUACUGCUAGGGUUUCUCUUCAUGGUCAUGCAUGGCAUGAGAAGCUCCUUAGCACAAGCUCGUCAAGGGUUUCGGUCUAACAACAAUGAUCUUGUUUUGCCCGUGCAUAAGCAGCUUCAUGGGAGUAAUCUUCCAGCUCCUGGCGAGGGCAAACCGGAAAUAGAUGGAAGGAAAAUGAUGAUGCAUCGUGAAGCCCCAAGGAGUGAUGGCGAUGAGAAGAAACAAGUGCAAAAUGGAGGGACUCAUUCAGGGAUUUCAUCAGGAAACGAUGAGCAUUCAUCCAAGAGGUCUCUCAAAAGAGGAGCGGUCCCAUCUAAUAAUCAGAAGACUGGCAUGGGAAUCUCUAGGAGUGAGGGAGCAUUCCACCCUCCAAUGACAGACACUUCUGAUCAAGCCAGCUCGGAUUGUCGUUCCCCAAUGUCUGGCCAGCGCUUCUCUCGAGGAUCAUCUCCAUCACUUGAUCAUCAUCAUUCUCAUCCUCAUCCUCAUCGUCAAACGAAUCCCAUGGAAGCUGAAGCAAGGAGGCUCGCAGAAGCAACAGAGGAUGAGAUUGCGAACUUCAUGCGCAAAGACUACAGAGGCCCUCCCAAGGCCAAGCGCAAGCCCCCCAUCAACAAUCACGAGCCAUCAAAUUGA
Messenger RNA from Syzygium oleosum, 666 nucleotides. RefSeq lists its product as uncharacterized. Gene Ontology annotation, biological process: regulation of root meristem growth. The record is from RefSeq and is a predicted model, not a curated record. Gene Ontology annotation, molecular function: growth factor activity. The transcript is spliced from 5 exons. The coding region runs from base 1 to 666 and encodes 221 amino acids. Lineage: Eukaryota; Viridiplantae; Streptophyta; Magnoliopsida; Myrtales; Myrtaceae.